AAUGAACGGAUGGAGGGGAGUAAGAGCGAGCGAGCCAGGGAGAGGCGCAGUCAGACAGUCAGGCAAGCCGCCCGGCAAGCAAGGAAGGCAGGCAGGCAGGCUAGCAGGCAGCCAGUGCACCAGCCAAGACCACUAGAUCCGCUCGGCUUACCGACUUAGAGACUUAAGCCGGCAGGCAGUCCGAAAGGCUCAACCGGCUAAGCCUGGCGGACCCACCUACUACCGACGCGCGGCCACUACACGUUCCAUCUACUACGAAAACCGGCGACUACUACCGCGACCUGCAGCACCACUCGCGCUUUCUUACGCUUCCUCCGAUCUCUCCCUCUUUCUCUCUCUUUCUUUUUCACUGUCCCUACGUCGUUCCUUAACUGGCCGCCGUUAAGGUGAGAAGAGCGACGAGGUUAGGAGCCACCUCGCGCGACGUCCACCUUCGACGCGACGUUCCGUUCCGUUCUGUUCCGUUCGUGCUGACUUUUCAUCGUGCUUCCUAUUAUACGACGAUACGUGAUUCGCGUGGAUGAAAAUAUCCUUGGUGCCGUGAACGAUCGCGACUCGAGUGACCAGAGUAUUACGUCGCAGGUGUUCCUGCAUCGACCCGGUUCCCGGUGACCCGCGGGUGGUGAUCGCGAAGAUUGGAUAAGUAAGUUCUUUGUGAUCUACCGGCCGAGAAGAGUGCAGUGACGGGAUUUACCGUGUCAGUAGUCGAAGGAAGUCAUCCGUGAAAAUCGGCAAGCAAAUGCUAAAAAUCAUCUUUCGUACCUGACUAAUCGGAUCCCUGCGUUGGCUGUGGAUCAAACAUCGUUCGAGCGUAUUUAUUGCAAUCAGACGUAGAUAAUAUAGAAAGUAGUAGCCGAGGACCACUUUGGAAGGAAGAGUAAACAAUAACCGCGGUGUGCUCUGUCUACGAUCAUAGUGCUAGCUACCUAACCUAUUUUCCAUUGUGGCUGAUUCUAAAUCUCCCACUAUCCGGAUCUUGUCUCUCGAUCUUUACGUAACGCAACGCGUCGUCGUCGCUACUCGUCGAUCCGUGGUUAUCUAAUUUAUCAGUUCUACCUAAGUGUCGAAGCACGUGUGUUCGCCUGGAUCCUUCGACGGGUUCACACCGUAUUGGUGACGCUAUUCGGAUUCGAUCCAUGGAAAGGAACUCCGUCGAUCGUCGUUCGAUUCUACAGCCCGGGUGUGUGUACGUUCGGGAAAGUGUGAGGAGGAACAGUUGCGCGGAGUUUGAGCCAGCGCGAAGCGACGGCACGUUACGAAUAGUCCCGAAACUUGGCCUCUGACGAUCUGUCCGUCUGAUUACAACAUUUCUGAUCCAUUGAAACUUAUGACGACAACUGGUAGGAGCAGGCGAUUAUCAGUGUCCUUGGAAAAGCGAUCCAGUGCGUUAACGAAAGUUCGUUCAUGGUCUUCGAUAUCGGCGCGAACGAAUACCUGCCGACGGCCGUCGCCGAUAGAACCUUUUAACCGAGAAGAGAGCAGCUCGACGUUUCAGCUUUGAGUGUCCUACAGGACAACUGGUUCUCGCGAUAUCACGCGGUGUAGCUGGCCUCCCGAAGGCCUAGUUGAUCUUGCGUUGCGUUGUACAGAUCAGUCAACACGACGUUAACCUUCUAUAGUAUGGAGCGGGGAGGCGGUGGCGGGGGGAGCCUCGAACUAGCCGGUGGCGGAGGUGGCGGCGGGAACACGGAUUUGUGUCUUCAGGAUCUCGUUACGGGAUCGACGACCGGUCUGUCGGUCCAGCAUCAUCAACACGCGGCCGCCACGGCUUCCAUGGCCGGUCUCCACGGUGAUCAUCUCCAAGGAACGAUGCAUCAUCAUGAUAUUCAUGGAAACUCGCACCACGACACCUCCAUGGUGCACAAUUCCAUCCACCAACUGCACGAGCCGCUGGAGAAACUUAAACUAUGGGCACAGGGCGACUUCCGGGAAGACAUGAACGAGGGUUUGGCAAGGCUCGAUUUGACGGGUCACGGAGCUCACACCCCCGGUGGCAGCAACCCCAGUACACCGGGUGCGACACCCACGACACCCUCCGGUGGAUUUUCUACCGCACAGCCCAGGUCCCGCACGAACACGACACACAGGCCGGAUAUUCGAAAAGGUGUUCGGACACCCACAGAAGUGAAACACGAAUUGGGCGCUGGCGGAGGGGUGGUUUCACCCGGUGGUGUUGGGGAGAACGACGCGGACGAUAAAGACGGGAAAAAGAACAAGAGCAAAAGACGGCAAAGGACGCAUUUCACGUCGUAUCAACUUCAGGAACUGGAGGCUUUGUUCUCGAGGAAUCGGUAUCCGGAUAUGACGGCCAGGGAAGAGAUAGGUCUGUACACGAAUCUUCCGGAAGCACGAGUCAGGGUAUGGUUCAAGAACAGAAGAGCGAAAUGGCGGAAGAAGGAGCGGAAUGCGAGCGCAGCCGCAGCUGCGGUGGACUUCAAGACCGGCUUCAGUGCGGCUAGUUUGAACGGUUUCAUCGGCCAGCCGUUUGCCGAUCCGGACGCGUUGUACAGUUCUUAUAGCACGUACAAUAACUGGGCGGCCAAGGUUCCCUCUCCCUUAAGUAGUAAAAGUUUUCCCUGGGUGAACACUCUGGGCUCCGUAGUACCAACGGCGUCCCACCAUCACCAUCACACCCAAGUCAGUCCCGUGAAUUGUUUCAACGCGGCGGCGACAUCGGUCGCUGGCAACCAUAUGGGCGGUAUGCCGGUCUCGGUAGGGCAAGCGGCCACGUCGAUGUUGCCCGGAAUGGGAUCAGCUUUAGGGGUGGCUGGUUCGCCGGUCGCGGCGUCAGGUGCCGCGUGUCCUUACCCGGCUCCGGCAGCGCCCCACCACCCUUACGGACCACCGGUGUACACGCCACACCAUAGAACAGCGGCAGCCCCGGAGAGCUGUACCGUGAUGACGUCGAGCAGCAUCGCCUCGUUACGAUUGAAGGCUAGGCAGCACAGCAGCGGUUACAGCAGCUUGAGCGGUAGUUCCUUCAACAUGGACAGCACGUCCGUGUCAGCUGCUGGCAGCCCGGUUAGCUCCAGAGCGUCUUCGGUUGGCGGUGGACUGAGCGCGUGUCAAUUCGCGCUGACGAGCACCGGCGAGGCGAAUCCCCAUUCGCCUAGCAGCGAGGCUCACGUGAACGCGACCAGCAGGGCUCAAGUCUGAGGUGAAGCGGGGG
Molecule: messenger RNA, 3169 nt
Organism: Osmia bicornis bicornis
Lineage: Eukaryota; Metazoa; Arthropoda; Insecta; Hymenoptera; Megachilidae
Gene: Ptx1
Product: pituitary homeobox 2
Exons: 4
Coding region: 1621-3156 (511 amino acids)
Biological process (GO): regulation of transcription by RNA polymerase II; anatomical structure morphogenesis
Cellular component (GO): nucleus
Molecular function (GO): RNA polymerase II cis-regulatory region sequence-specific DNA binding; DNA-binding transcription factor activity, RNA polymerase II-specific
Source: RefSeq, a predicted model, not a curated record